GCUCUUGAAUUACUUGAAGAACAGAAGGCAGCAGGUAAUUUUAGGUGGGGAAAAAGUAUUGCUAGAAAUUUUAAUCCAAUUACAAAAAUAGUAAGUGAUAUAGAAACUUAUAAAAGAAGAAGA
Molecule: messenger RNA, 123 nt
Organism: Racocetra persica
Lineage: Eukaryota; Fungi; Glomeromycota; Glomeromycetes; Diversisporales; Gigasporaceae
Source: the annotation of a GenBank genome assembly